GUCUGCCUACGGAAGCAAAGCCGGUUCUCUCUUUUAUUACCUCUUCUACGAACAUCCUCAUGCUCGUACGGAUGUAACAAAAAGAUACUGAAAGAAUUGGUACUGUUUUCGGUCACUCAAACUCCAACUUCCUCAAGUUCAUUGUCAAAAAUAGUAAAAAACUCAUUCGGAUGUGCAUCACAAUGAUGAUGAAGUGACGUUGAAUAAAAGCGGGAGUCAUACAGGCUUCAAUCUUCCCUCCCGGACAUCUGUAAUAUAUCUUAAUUACGCCAACUCAUGAGAAUGACGCGAGAGGAACACAUAAACGAAGCUCAAGCAGUUACAGUUGACCAGCACUUUGCCGAUCUAGUCGAUGACACGAGUGUUAUUGAUGAAACACCGAGAGCCUUUAGAAAAGAUGACUUACCAGACUGGUAUGACGAGCACUUAUUCAAAGCUGGACAGAAGUACUAUUGCAAUAAUUACAUGGGGUGUACUCUAGGCGCCAUAAGUGGACUCCUCGCUGUUUUAGUUAUUCCAUCGAUCUUGAAAAUCCUAGUAUGGACGAAAAAAAGUGGCACUGCCUGUAAGGCGUUCACUAGGUAUCUCGAGACGAUACUGCAUGUGCGCGAACUGUAUGUGUCUGAUAUUAACGAUCCCAACUCCAGGUUCUGGAAAUCCAUAAAUGUCAUGAGAUAUCUGCACUCCACGAGCAGUCGGAAAUCCAGGAAAGCUGGAAUGGGCGGAAUAACCCAUCGUGAUAUGGCCCUAACACAGUUCGGUUUCAUGGGAUAUGCACUCGUUACACCGACCAAAUUGAGUCUGACGAACGAGAAAGAAGGAAGAGAGGGAUUUACUCAUUUAUGGCGAGUCGUUGGACAUGCUAUUGGAAUCUCUGAUCACCUAAAUAUUUGUCGCAAAAAUGAGGCCGAAACCACUGAACUGUGCGCAAAAAUAGUCAACGAGGUAUUCAGGCCCCACAUGAAAAAUUAUCCGGAGAAAUUUCCAGAAAUGACAAAGGCGCUGCUAGAUGGAAUGUGGUGUAUUAAUCCUGUUCUUAAUUACGAUUCUUUGAUGAGCUUUUGGUACGAUAUGAGUGGAUUGAAAUAUGACAAACCACUGGGGUUCGCUAGUCAAUUAAACUACGCAUACAGAGCCUGCAUCCUGUACCUUAUAGGAACUCCUUAUAUCGGAUUUUUCGUAAGAAAUGCAUUCAAUUAUCACCUAAGGAUUACGUACUGGAUUCUGGAACGUUGGCGAUUGCUCGCAUGGAUCCGCUUCGGCAAGGAACAGUCCAAAAUCCACUUGUACCCGAAAGAAACAAUUAUAGAUUAAUUUACCAUUAGUGUAGAUUUGUACUUUCUGAUUUAUCUCAGUGAUUUCUUUGCACUCCUGACUGUCAUUCAUUAUUGUUGUCAGUCACCUCCAAGUUUUCUACACGACUCUGUAAAUAAAUUAGUUUAAAAUACUACAAAUGAAUCUGUAUAUUUUAAAUAAAGUGGUUCCUUUUGUUCACAA
Diachasmimorpha longicaudata is the source of this 1497-nucleotide messenger RNA. RefSeq lists its product as uncharacterized. The record is from RefSeq and is a predicted model, not a curated record. Lineage: Eukaryota; Metazoa; Arthropoda; Insecta; Hymenoptera; Braconidae. The transcript has 8 exons. Bases 277 to 1314 code for a protein of 345 amino acids.